This is a messenger RNA of Heterobasidion irregulare TC 32-1, 1112 nucleotides long. RefSeq lists its product as uncharacterized. The record is from RefSeq and is a predicted model, not a curated record. The coding region runs from base 140 to 970 and encodes 276 amino acids. The transcript has 3 exons. Gene Ontology annotation, molecular function: phosphoadenylyl-sulfate reductase (thioredoxin) activity. Gene Ontology annotation, cellular component: cytoplasm. NCBI's taxonomy places the organism in Eukaryota, Fungi, Basidiomycota, Agaricomycetes, Russulales, Bondarzewiaceae.
CGAUCACGGUGGCGUUGUACCAUCCGUGCGCAAUCAUCGCGUCUGUGCCCCCGAUAAAACACAAAUGUCCCGCACAUCCACGUCCACAUAACUAAUACCCCCCCACACACCCCGCUCGCUCUCCCUGCAGCCAGCCACCAUGUCCGCCCCCGACCUGCCCACGCCCCUCGCGCUCCCGCUCUCCGAGACCGACCUCGCCGCGAUCAACGCCCACCUGCGCCCGCUCACGCCCGAGGAGAUCCUCCGCUGGGCGCUCGACCACCUCCCGGGGCUGCACCAGACGACCGCGUUCGGCCUCACGGGCCUCGUCGCGAUCGACAUGCUCGCCAAGCUCACCCCCGCCCCGCCCCCGCUCAUCUUCCUCGACACGCUCUACCACUUCCCAGAGACGUACGCGCUCGUCGAGGAGGUGAAGACGCGCUACGGCGUCCCCGUCGCGGUGUACACCCCCGAGGGGUGCGCGACCGUCGCCGAGUUCGAGGCGAAGUUCGGCGAGCGCUUGUGGGAGACGGACGAGGAGAGGUACGAUUUCGUGGUCAAGGUCGAGCCCGCACGCCGCGCGUACGACGCCCUCGGCGUGCAGUCCGUCAUCACCGGGCGGCGGGCCUCGCAGGGCGGCGCGCGCGCGACGCUGCAGCCGCUCGAGGUGGACGCGACGGGGCUCCUGAAGCUGAACCCGCUCUUCGCGUGGCCGUUCCCGCUCGUGGACUGGUACGUGCGCACGCACGGCGUGCCGCGCAACGCGCUGCUCGACCGCGGGUACCGCAGCGUCGGCGACUGGCACAGCACGGCGCCGAGCGGCGCGGGGGACGCGGGGGAGCGCGCGGGGCGCUGGGCGGGCAAGGAGGAGAAGACGGAGUGCGGGCUGCACGUGGACUAUUUCGCGGUGAAGGCCAAGGCGCUCAAGGAGCAGGAGCAGGGGUCCACCACGGCGUCGGACGGCGCUAGCAGUCGAGAGACAAAGGCGUGACCGCGUUGGGAUGCUGUGUCCCCGGCCGCGCACGUAUCAUACGAGUAUGUACCAUCAUACGUAGACAGUCCGGCGCCCAACGGCCUGCGAUCUGUCUUUUGUUCUGCGUCCCCUGAACUCGGCGCAUCCGAUGACAAGCACC